GUUCGCGUGUUAUGAAGGCGCGCCCCCGCGCUCCCUCAGGUGAAUGGGGAGAGAGAGGACGACUCUCUGUGAGCGUCUUUGCCCAAACUGAGGUGACCAAAAUGGGGCUUCGUGGACUGAGCGGGACGCGGGUUUACGCGACAGUCUGUCUGCUGUGGAUGAGUGGAUGUGUCGCGCAGAAAGUAUACUUUGACUGUGGAGCUAAGGUGGAUGUUGUGGAUGUCCAAGGCCUCAUUCUGUCACCUGGCUUCCCAUAUAACUAUUCAUCCGGCACUCACUGUGUGUGGCAAUUCUUCGUACCCGUUGGCCAUCAGCUGAUCUUGGAGAUGUUUGAUUUUGAUGUCUUUGAGAGUCCAGACAAUCCAACGGAAUCUACCUCCACAUCGGCAGACAAUGUGGAUGAGGUACCAACUGAUGACAGUACAGUGGUAUCGAAAGGUCUAGCUAAUAGUCAGAGCAUCGGGGGUCCAAUUAAAGAACCCCAGUCCGCACGUAGAGAAGAGGUCAAGCAAGUGGUUGUCCAAGAGCAGUCCUCCAAAAUGGAGAUGACCAAAGUUUCCAACUCUGCCAAAAUGCUGGCCGAUUCCCCCUCUGCUGUACCUUUAGCUCCACAAACUUCUUCACCAUUAUCUGGAGCUCAAAACGGUGAAAAGAAGGUCAGGAAUUCUGUUUCACUCCAGCGAUCGAGAGUAGCCAGCGACCCUGCAGACUUUGUCACAGCAAGCCCACGAACAGCCACCGAAAUGGACGAAGAAGUGAGCGCUUACUCCCAGACGCCUUUGUUGGACGCCUGUCCACAUGAUGUACUCUACAUUUCCGACCUCAUCACCUUUUCAUCUCGAUUCUGCGGCUCCAGACGCCCUUCUAGCAGCCAGCUGGUGUUUGGAUCGGAGGAUGACAUGGUGGAGGUCAUUAUGGAGUUGAUCACGACCACCCAUUGGGGGCGUGGUUUCGCUUUGCUGUUUCAUUAUCAGAAUCAGACACAGGCUGCCAUGAUAGGCCAUCAGAAAUCGGCAUCGCCCUCAGAUGGCGGCACCAGUGCGAUGCUGGGAGCAGUGAGUGGAGCGGUGGUGUUUGCAAUGUGUCUUGCUGGUAUCCUCUGUGUGAUUUUCAGACCGAAACUAUGUCCGAAAGAGGCCGCGACUGCUUCAUCCAUCAGCUCAGAGGUUCCAGAAGGAGUUUUGAAUUCAGCAGCAGAUGUUAGUGAACUGCAGAUGGUUUCUUCAAAUCGCUUGGAGCAGCAGAUGGGUACAGUGAACGACAACAACAACCAUUCCCUCCACCACAGUCUGUCCCAUACAGGGUCAUCGGUGAAUGCAGAGAAGACUGCUCUAGAGAUGUUCUCCAGUGACCUGACGGAACUAGAGCUGGGCACAGACGAGGUGUUCGUGAACAUUUCUCCAGCCAAACUUCCCAUCUCUGCACACACACAACGAGAACGUUUCCUGAGACACAGUGACACGGGACCCAGUCGCCUCUUUGAUUGGCCGUCUCCAGAUUCAGCCCUGCCUACCGCGACCAAAAGCAGUUUCACCGGAUCGGCGAACAGCGCACGGCCGCGAGCAUGGAGCGUCCGAACUUUCCAGGAUCUCCUUCCUCCGCUUCCUCAAGUCCACAAGAAAUGGUGCAGCUGGAACUCAACAAGCCCCUUCACCAAACUGGUGGAUAGUGGACUUCCAAGCAGAGCUACAGAUGGUGGCAGGGCAAAGAUCCUUUCUGACACUCCUCUACAGAGUCCUGACGAGUCCUCCUUCAUAAGUAACGCUUCAUACCCGCUGACUCAAUCUGCACAGCGUCAACGACGACUUAACUCCACCUGCAACCUCAGACGAACCCGUUUCAAUGCACCGUGCUUUGGCCUACUCUCCGGAGCAUCCGAGUCAUCCAAGCCACAAGGAUCAACUACCGUAAAUGGAAAUACAACCCCAAACCAGUUUUCUGAGGCCAGCUCUCCAUCCGGCCAGCAACACGUCCAAGGGAGGCUUUUAAGUGGCGAUGACGACCACGUUACUGUGCCAGUGUUUGCUAUCUCCGAAGAGGAAGACCGACAGCCUCUUGUGUUAGCAGAACGUCAUGACAAGUCUUUGAAGACGAGCGAACAGAAAUGUGAGGGGCUGAUCAUGCCACUUCUGUCAAAAGGCCAGCUCCCCACCGUCCAAUCAACUGAUCGCUCUAUAGUGAGGGGAGAUGAUGGCCUAACUGGAGGUCAUGGUGGGAUGUCCUCUCUCAUGCAAACAGCGACUUAAGAAAUAAAGUCUGCAAGAAGCAAUCUACUUUGCUCCUUAUGCCAAUCAGUGCCAAGUGUGGUGGUCAUGUGACCAGCUCAGCCAAUAGAUCGGUCAGCAGGAAAGGUUACCUUGAGAUUCCACAAAUGUUUGUUAUGAAUCAAUGAAACGUCGUGUUGAAGCACUUAUUGUUCUUUCCUUUUUUUGCUUGGUUAAGCCAUUGGUUGUGUAUUCACAGGGUUAAUUUGCUAAGUAUAAAACCAUUAGUAUCGUUUAUAACCUGCAAUUGUUUAGAAAUGACUUUUUUAGCAUUGAAUACUUAAUGUUCCAUUCACUAAUGAGAGUUUGCGUUAAUAUUUUUACUUCAUGAAAUUCCAUAUUUGCUCUAUGAACAAUGCAGCUCAUUUCUAAUCCCUAGGCAACACGUAAAAGACCAAUUAGCAAGUCUGAUAGAAAGCUGCUUGGCAUCGUUUGCAACUUCCACUCGUUUUUUCUCUAUUCACCGAAACACUUAUUAUACCCUUAGGAAUCUCCACAAGUUAAAGCCUUUUUAAACUGGAUGUGUUCGUAUUUCUAAAGUGAUUAAAGAAAAAGGAGCGAAAUGAAUUGUUUGCUUAUUGUUGCCUGAUUGUUGUAUGGUUUGUGUAUUUCAUUAUGAUGUCACAAUGGUUUUCACCUCCUGUAGCAUUUCUUACUAUGUGCCUAUCUAUCUAUGCUGCUAAAUAUGUACUGAUGCAAUAAUUCAAAGUGUAUACAAUCAUAUUUUUAUAAUGUAUUAAAUUUCAUAUAUGCUGUUUUCAUUAUACAGUAUGGCAUAUUUUUUUAUCUAAAUGCAGUGAUAUUGUGUUGGAUUACAAAGGGAACUGACCACUUUAAAACCUAUAAAAUGCAGUAACUAACAUUUCAUGCAAAUAAAUACGUA
This is a messenger RNA of Triplophysa rosa, 3147 nucleotides long. RefSeq lists its product as uncharacterized. The transcript has 7 exons. The record is from RefSeq and is a predicted model, not a curated record. The coding region runs from base 12 to 2246 and encodes 744 amino acids. Lineage: Eukaryota; Metazoa; Chordata; Actinopteri; Cypriniformes; Nemacheilidae.